AACAUUGAUAGAUUGUGAUUAAACGUACAACGCUUUAGUAUAGAAAAUACGGUGUAAUCAACGGUUUUUUUGGAAAGUUUAUAAAAUAUGACACACUAUAAUGAUUAUAUUCCACCAAGUGAGAGUCUUGACCCGGUGCUUAUAAUCUUCUACGUUCUUAUUGGCGUUGUAACGAUUGCUCAAGUAUUUUAUAUAUUUUACUCUAGGUAUUCGUACAAAACUUUUAAAAAUGUUUUGUUGCAAAGAGGACGACUACUUCAGAUAGUGCCCAUAGUCACUGUAUCAACGAUUCAAUCUGUACAAGGAGGGGUCCAGAAUGUCGUCCACCCUGUUGAUUUUCAAGCAUCCGCACCUUCAAACUUGUAUACUGCUGCUGAUGGUUCAAGAAUAAUAGACAAUAAAGUGGCUCCACCUGCAUAUGUCCCUUGAUAAUACAACACAUUUGCAUUAAUUAAAUAUACUGAUUAAAUAAACUUAUGUAUUUUAUUCUUUAUAUAUUAAACUUUGUACUCUAAAACAACGCUAAUUUUAGUCUGAUUAUUAAUGUAAAUCAUUAUCAAAAGGCUGUUAAAUAAAUGUAAGAACCCAGAGAUACUAAUAAAAUUUAAGGUGGAGG
This is a messenger RNA of Psylliodes chrysocephalus, 616 nucleotides long. The record is from the annotation of a GenBank genome assembly. NCBI's taxonomy places the organism in Eukaryota, Metazoa, Arthropoda, Insecta, Coleoptera, Chrysomelidae.